This is a messenger RNA of Salmo salar (Atlantic salmon), 2865 nucleotides long. RefSeq names its product regulator of G-protein signaling 9. The record is from RefSeq and is a predicted model, not a curated record. Gene Ontology annotation, molecular function: GTPase activator activity. Gene Ontology annotation, cellular component: cytoplasm; neuron projection; plasma membrane. Gene Ontology annotation, biological process: intracellular signal transduction; G protein-coupled receptor signaling pathway; regulation of G protein-coupled receptor signaling pathway. NCBI's taxonomy places the organism in Eukaryota, Metazoa, Chordata, Actinopteri, Salmoniformes, Salmonidae.
AGUGUAUACCCGGGGAGUCAUGUCGGUCACGACACCACCUUCACCUUCACCUGUGGUGUCGUUUUUGGCACCAUCUGUUGUUGAGGUCCGCGUAUCGACUGACGGCAAACAUGACCAUUAGGACACUGAGAGAUUAUGGUCAGCACUACCGACCACGGAUGGCAUGCCUAAAAAAUGUGGAGGUGUUUGUGGUUGAGAUGCAGGAUCCUAAGAGUGGGGUGAAGGGUGCCGACCAGAAACUCAACGUAACCAUCAUCCCACACGUCAUCAACGGGCAGGACAUUUUAGCAUGGAUUGUCACCAAAAUGAAGGUUACCACAGAAGAGGCCCAGGCGUUUGGGACCAUGCUGGUGGCCUACGGGUACAUCUACCCCCUCCAGAACCACAGGAAGUUGGUCCUGGUCCCCGACAGCACCCUCUACCGCUUCCAGACCCCUUAUUUCUGGCCUGUGCAGAAGUUCCCCGCUGAGGACAUAGACUAUGCCAUCUACCUGGCCAGGAGAAACAUCCGGAAGAAGGGGAUGCUGGAGCCCUAUGAGCAGCAACACUACGACAAUCUCCACAAAUGGAUGAACCCCAAGUGGGAUUUCAUCGUGAUGCAGGCUACAGAACAGUACAAGGCUAGUAAAGAGAGGAAGAAGCCAGACAGAGUGGUGUUGGACUGUCAGGAGAGAGCCUACUGGAUAGUACACAGACCACCACGUCGGACACACAGUGCCAUGGACUACGGGCUGGACCGUCUCAUUGACCCCAAUGCAGAGGAGGUGUUAACCUUCGACAUGGUCAGGAGAACUAACAUUUUCCUUACACAAGCCUUAAUGAGGUCAGCUGUCAAAUCGUCUGUGUCCCUCACAGCCUUUGUCAAGUAUGUGACAACCCACCACAACCACGACCCGUUCCUGACCACCCCUGUCCCCAGCAACCCCUGGAUAACGGACAGUGAUGAGUUCUGGCAACUCAACUCAAGAAGUGUGGACAUCCCCACUAAGUUGAGUGUGGAACGUUGGGUCUUGAGCUUCUGGGAGCUGAUCAGUGACCCACGAGGCAGAGUCGACUUCAAGCUCUUCCUCAAGAAGGAGCACAGUGCGGAGAACAUGGCGUUCUACGAGGCAGCUGAGGAGAUGAGGUGGGGAGCAGCGUCUGCCAUUCCAGAGAAAUCCCAGUUCAUCUUCAACACCUUUCUGAAACCGGGAGCUCCUCGAUGGAUCAACAUUGAUGGUCGUACCAUGGGGCUGACAGUGAAGGGCCUGGUUGUUCCUCACCGAUACGUCCUCGACGCCGCCCAGACACACAUCUUCCUGCUCAUGAAGAAGGAUACCUUCUACCGUUACCUCAAGUCUCCGGUCCAUAAAGACAUGCAGAAGAGGGCUCUGGUCCCGGCGCCUCACGUCUUCACUGAUGCCCAGUUGGAGGCCAAUGUGAGGAAUCGUAACCCAGGCAUCAGCCCCAUCCUGCUGUGGCAGCAGGAGGAGGAGGAGAAGGCAGCAGCAGCUGCUGCUGCCAGGCCCAUUGACGUCAAAGCUAUGGUGGCCACCAACAAGCUGGACAGGAAGUAGAGAGAGCCCAGGGCAUCAUGGGAAAUUGAGUUUAAUAUACAUACUGUUGUUCAUCUAAUAUAUAUUUAGUUUCCAUGGAGAUGGUGUUACAUAGGACUACUUAAUGUCCUAAAUAAUGGACAUAUUAGUUAUUGUUUUAAUGGAGAUAUUGGUUAUUGUUUUAAUGGAGAUAUUAGUUAUUGUUUUAAUGGAGAUAUUGGUUAUUGUUUUAAUGGAGAUAUUGGUUAUUGUUUUAAUGGAGAUAUUGGUAUUGUAUAGAAUAAUUUAUGUCCUCGACAACUGAUGUCAAGCCAGUACGGAUUGGUUGAUUGAGGGAAAUAAGCUAUUGGCUGUUGAGUACCUGUGUAGCGUUAAGGCCAGUUACUGUACUAAGAAUGAAUCUGCUGACCAGAUGAUAAAAAGCUACUUCAGUUCAGAUGGACAGGGACAGGGGACAGGACCGUCUGUAGGGGCCCUCUGCUGCACUGGAGACAUAUAUACACCUGGAAGAGCCACAAAUGGAACGUGAAGAGGAACAUGACUGUUAGAAGGAAAUGGAAGCCAUAGAUAGAUAACAGUUGUUACCAGUCUACAACUAGAUAGAUAACAGUUGUUACCAGUCUACAACUAGAUAGAUAACAGUUGUUACCAGUCUACAACUAGAUAGAUAACAGUUGUUACCAGUCUACAACUAGAUAGAUAACAGUUGUUACCAGUCUACAACUAGAUAGAUAACAGUUGUUACCAGUCUACAACUAGAUAGAUAACAGUUGUUACCAGUCUACAACUAGAUAGAUAACAGUUGUUACCAGUCUACAACUAGAUAGAUAACAGUUGUUACCAGUCUACAACUAGAUAGAUAACAGUUGUUACCAGUCUACAACUAGAUAGAUAACAGUUGUUACCAGUCUACAACUAGAUAGAUAAGUUGUUACCAGUCUACAACUAGAUAGAUAACAGUUGUUACCAGUCUACAACUAGAUAGAUAACAGUUGUUACCAGUCUACAAAAUGUAUUUUAUAUUUGUGUGUGUUUUUAAGUCUCACAUGUCCCAUACCUCUGUAGGUGGUGUAUUGUCUGUCUGUCUGUCUGUCUGUCUGUCUGUCUGUCUGUCUGUCUGUCUGUCUGUCUGUCUGUCUGUCUGUCUGUUUCUACAACACUACUAUGUCAAAGCUGAACCUGUCUACACACUCCUGUCUGUCUGUCAGUGUAUAGAACAUGUUGUCUGUCUGCAGGCCGACGUUUUGUUUCCCUCUACCUCUGUUCUGAUAAUCCGGUCUCCGACACAAUUAUUAUAAAAUAUGUAAUAAAACCAUAAUCCUUUUAUGAA